Molecule: messenger RNA, 1609 nt
Organism: Strigops habroptila (Kakapo)
Lineage: Eukaryota; Metazoa; Chordata; Aves; Psittaciformes; Psittacidae
Gene: RASSF9
Product: Ras association domain family member 9
Exons: 2
Coding region: 195-1517 (440 amino acids)
Biological process (GO): signal transduction
Source: RefSeq, a predicted model, not a curated record
CAGGACUCCAAAGGUGCAGCAGCAGCAACAAGCCGGAGUUCAAAGUUAGCAGUAAAUUGCACAACUUCCAGCUCAUCGCUACGCUCAGUGACUAUUAAGAAGCUGGAAGGCGCUCAGGGAAAAAAAAUAGGGGAGAAGGGAACACCCUCGAAUUGUUUGGGGAUCGUGGAUGUUAUGCUUCUGCCACUGGGAUCAUGGCUCCCUUUGGAAGGAAUUUAUUAAAAGCCCGUCAUAAAAACAGGUCUCCCAACAAGGGCAUGGCUUCAAAUGAAAGAGAAAUUGUGGUUUGGGUUUGCCAAGAAGAGAAGAUUGUAUGUGGCCUUACAAAGCGCACAACUUGCACAGAAGUGAUUCAAGCACUACUUGAGGAACAUCAGGCAACAUUUGGAGAGAAAAAGGUCCUUUUUGGAAAACCUAGUGAUUACUGUAUUGUUGAAAAAUGGAGAGGCUCAGAGCGAGUACUUCCUCCCUUGACAAAGAUUCUGAGACUUUGGAAGGCCUGGGGGGAAGAGCAGUCUAAUUUGCAUUUUGUGUUGGUAAAGUCAGAUGCUUUCCUCUCAUUUCCACUGUGGAAGACAGCUGAAGCUAAGGUAGUACAAAAUGUAGAAAAACAGUGGGAGCUCAGUCCAGCAAAUUACAUGAAGAUGUUGCCGAUAGACAAGCAAAAGAAAAUUGUGAGGAAGACUUUCCGGAAACUGGCCAAGCUUAAACAGGACAGUGUUCAGCAAGAGAGAGAUAAUAUGGAGACACUGAUUCAUCUGAUCAUUUCCCAAGACCAUACUAUUCAUCAACAAGUCCUUAGAAUGAAGGAACUAGAUAUGGAAAUCGAAAAAUGUGAAGCAAAAUUCCAUCUAGAUCGUGUAGCCAAUGAUGGAGAAAAUUAUGUGCAGGACUCCUAUUUAACGAUCAGUUCAGGUGAGGCUGAGCAGCAAGGGAGUAGACCAGAUGAUCAAAAAGAGAUGCAUGACUACUUGAGCAAAAGUGAGGGAAUUUUACAGGUUGAAGAGAGACUGAAACAUCACAAACAAUUAAUAGAGAAGCUGUGUGCUGAAGUUGAAAGAGAGGUACAUGGUAUAUGCACAGAAAAAAAUGAAGAUGAUGUUCACACAGAAGGAGCUGCUAAUGCUGAACUGGAAAACACAAAUUUGGAAAGUAUAAAAUGUGAGCUGGAAAAAAGUAUGAAAGAUGGUCUGAGAAUCAACUCAUACCUGAGCUGCAUUCAAAAAGAACUUACAUACAGGGACUUGCUGCUUCAAAAGAAGGAAAAAGAAUACGAACUUCUUACAGAAGAAUUUAAUUUACUACAUGUUAAAGACAACAUUGAAACUAGGCUUCCAUCAAAUGAAGAACCAUCCAAGGGUAGUAGCAUGUCCAGUAACAGCAUUGCUGUUCCUGACUUUGUUCAUAGAGUGACUAAUCUGGACAUUAAUGAUACAGACUCUGACACUGGAAUCAGCUCUACACACAGUCAGGACUCUGAAAUAACUUCAGGGGACAUGGUGCUGUUGUCAACAUAGUUGAAAACAGUCAUGCAUUUACAAAAAAUCAUGUUUGGGAGGAUAUUUAUAAGAAUUAAUAAACCCGUUGUCUUGAAAGUUCAGCCCUUCAA